Nicotiana tabacum (common tobacco) is the source of this 3895-nucleotide messenger RNA. Lineage: Eukaryota; Viridiplantae; Streptophyta; Magnoliopsida; Solanales; Solanaceae. The record is from RefSeq and is a predicted model, not a curated record.
UGCAACAAGGAUAUGUUGAGUCCAACCUUUUUUAUUUUAGCGUACAGUUCGAGGAAUACAUAAAUUAAUACAUCAAUCAGCAUAUAGUUUCCAAAGCAUUUUAUACCAUUUCAGCCAAAUAAAUGCCGAACGCCUAAGCCAAUUCAAAAUUCGAAACCGAUCCAAAAAUCUUCACUUCUCAUUUCGCCAUGUUCGCGAAGAAGCUUUUUCAGAAAGCCACACAAUAUCAUCAUAAUCAACAUCAUCAGCGAAAUGGCAGUGGUUUGACAGCAAGUGACCUGAAUGUUUGUGCUACUGUACAUUAUGGUAUCCCGUCAACAGCAUCAAUUCUUGCAGUAGAUCCCAUCCAGCGCCUAUUGGCCAUUGGAACGUUGGAUGGUAGGGUAAAAGUGAUUGGUGGGGACAAUAUUGAAGGUCUCUUGAUUUCUCCAAAGCAGUUGCCCUAUAAAUUUUUAGAGUUCCUUCAAAACCAGGGUUUUCUUGUCAGCAUCACAAAUGAAAAUGAUAUUCAGGUUUGGAAUCUCAAAAGCAGAUCUGUAGCUUGUGAUUUGCAAUGGAAAUCAAAUAUAACUGCUUUCUCAGUUAUCAAUGGCUCUUCCUUCAUGUAUGUUGGAGAUGAAUAUGGAACAAUCUCAGUUUUGAAGUUCUGUGUUGAGAACAGAGAGCUUCUGCAACUGCCAUAUCAGAUCUUGUGGAGUUCUCUUUCUGAAGCAGCUGGUUUUGCGAAUUCAGAUCAUCAACCAGUUGUUGGAAUUCUCCCCCAACCUUUUACGUCAGGAAAUAGAUUAUUGAUUGCAUAUGAGAGUGGUUUAAUUAUACUAUGGGACGUCGUUGAAGCCCAUGUUAUCAUUGUUAAAGGUGAUAAAGAUCUCCAUUUGAAGGAUGGUGCUGUAAACUUUAGAAAGAAUGCAGAUUCCAGCUCUCCUGAUGAUUUAUUGAAGCAUGAAUUUGAGGAGAAAGAGAUAACCACACUUUGCUGGGCAUCCACUGAUGGAUCCGUUCUUGCUGUUGGGUACAUAGAUGGAGAUAUUCUGUUUUGGAAAACAUCAAAAUCAACCUUAAGCAAAGGUCAAGAAGCUGGACCAUUUGAUAAUGUUGUUAAGCUACAGUUGUCUUCUGCUGAAAAAAGGCUUCCUGUCAUUGUCUUACACUGGUGGGCGAACAGUAAAUCCCGGAAUAGCAGCGAUGGCCAUCUUCUCAUUUAUGGCGGUGAUGAAAUAGGAUCCGAUGAAGUCAUUACGAUUCUUACCCUUGAUUGGUCAUCUGGAAUGGAGACUUUGAAAUGUGUUGGUCGUGUUGACCUCACUCUUAGUGGCUCAUUUGCCGAUACGAUCUUAUUACCAACUACCGGGACAGCAGCAACUGAUGAAAAAGCUGCUUUAUUUGUGUUGAUGAGUCCUGGACAACUAAAACUUUUUGAUUGUUCAAGCUUGUCUGACUUGGUAUCCAAAGAGUUGAAGAAAAUAUCUCUAUCAGCUGAGGAUUUUCCUGUAGAAUUACCGACAGUUGAUCCUUCCAUGACUGUGACAAAGCUUACACAGUUGCAUUCAGAUGGAAACUUACCCGAGCCUCUUCAAGAGACACCUUUAUUCAAGAAGUUUUGCGCAGCAACAUCAUCUGGGGCUAACGGAUGGCCCUUGACUGGAGGGGUGUAUAAUCAUAUUUCUCAAGCUGAGACUAACAGGAUUCAAAGAGUUUAUAUAGCAGGUUAUCAAGAUGGAUCUGUAAGGAUGUGGGAUGCCACUCAUGCGGUUUUCCGUCUCCUUUGUGUUUUGGAUAAUGAGGUUAAAGGUGUAAAUACUGUUAUAUCAACUGCUUCAGUUUCAAAAAUAGAUUUCUGCUUCCAGACAUUAAGAUUGGCAGUUGGGGAUGAGUGUGGUCUGGUACGCCUUUAUGAUUUCAAACAUAGCGAUAUGGAGAACUUCCAUUUUAUUACUGAUGCUAAAAGUGAAGUUCAUGAGUUGGCACAAGGUCAAGGACCUAGCUGCAGAGCUGUUAUAAAGCUUCUCGAUGUUCGCGUCCGAGCGAUCGAGUUUAUAAAUCAUGGAGCCAAACUCGCAGUUGGAUAUGAAAAUGUUAAGGUUGCAGUGCUUGAUAUGACUUCAUUAUCAGUUUUGUUCUUGACAGACUCCGUAUCUGUUGGUAGCUCUCCACUGGUCUCAGUGAUUGCAAAGAGAUUUAUGCAUAGUGAUGGUCAUAGCAAAAGCCCAAAACAAUCAGAGCUUCCAGAAAACCAUAUGGAGGAACUCAUGUUCGUUUUAACUGAGGAUGCAAAUAUCUAUGUAAUUGAUGGUGGUAGUGGUAAAACGUCCAGUUCAGAGCCCCUGCAUUUAAAGAAAGCGUCAACAGCAAUUUCUAUGUAUGUCAUAGAAAACAACACCCCAUUUUCUGGUAUAAUAAGUAAGAAGCCACAGUCCAGCAAGGGUGAUGCAGAUAGUAAUGAGCCUUCACAGGACAUGACCACUAGUGAUCAAUGUGAUACGACUCCCUUUCUACAAAAUGACCCCUCCAGGAAACACUUUGAGGAGUCCUUUGUUAUACUUUGCUGUAAAGAUGCAAUACGCACUUAUGCUACAAGAUCUGUGGUUCAUGGGGACAAUAAUUCUGCUUGCAAAGUGAAGCUCGACAAACCUUGUUGCUGGACAACUACUUUUAUGAACGAUGGGAAAGUUUGUGGGCUACUAUUACUCUUUCAGAAUGGAGAUAUCGAGAUUAGAUCUUUGCCUGAUCUAGAGUUGGUGGAGCAGACCUCCUUAAUGUCAGUUUUAAGGUGGAAUUUCAAGCUAAAUAUGGACAGGGCGAUGAGUUCCAUGGAGAAUGGCCAUGUUACCUUGGCAAAUGGUUCUGAACUGGCUUUCGUGUCCCUAUUAGCUAGUGAAAAUGAUUUCAGAAUUCCAGAAUCUUUGCCGUUUCUCCAUGAUGAAGUGCUCGCAGCUGCAGCAGAUGCUGCCAUCAAAUUCUCCACUCAGAAGAAGAAACAGGGUAGUGGGCCAAACAUUAUUGGUACUCUCGUUAAAGGAUUUAAAGUGGGAAAAACGAACCAUAAUAUGGAUCUCAUCGAGAGGUCUAAGUCAAACUUUAGUCAUCUGGAAGGUAUCUUUAUGAAGAACCCACUCAACCCAGAACCGUCCCCAACUAUCAGUAAGGAAGUUCAAGGAGCAGUGGAGCUCGAUAUAGAUGAUAUUGAAAUUGAUGACCCUGUCCCUGUGGCUCCUACUUCAUCUCAUAGCACACAAAAUAGUAAAAGAGGAACUGAAAGAGGGAAGUUGCUUGAUUCUGAGGGUGACGAUGCCAAGCCCAGACUUAGGACACGUGAAGAAAUCAUAGCAAAAUAUAGAAAAGCUGGGGAUGCAUCAUCAGCGGCUGGAGAAGCUAGAAACAAGCUUCUAGAACGGCAAGAAAAACUUGAGAGAAUUAGCCAAAGAACUGACGAACUACGCAGUGAGGCGGAAGACUUUGCAUCAUUGGCAAAUGAGCUUGUCAAGGUAAUGGAAAAUCGCAAUCGCAAAUGGUGGCAAAUAUGAAGAUAGGCCUUUUCCUUGCUAUUAAUCAUCCUUGGCAACAGAAGAUUCAUCAUUUUACACCUAAGAAAAUAUCAGUGCAUAUAACCUGUAUAGAUCGGCCUGCCUUUGAAAACUUUUGGGUUAAAGCAACUAAAUGAGAGAGUAGCUUAGGUUAUUUGUUAUUCUUGAAGGAAUAACCUAGCAUUUUUUCUUAAUUUCCAGUCUGUUUGUCUGCCUGCAAAGGAAAAUUAUGCAUGUAACGGAUGUCAUUGAUAUUGUUUGUGAAGUGUGUAUACAGAAAAUCCAAUGACGGCCUAGAAUUAUAAAGUGCAACAUGUAUUAGAUCUUUGAGUUUCUGUGUAAUUGAAAAUCGAUGAAACAUGUUUUCCUUC